CCCUGAAACACCUAUAUAUUCCUAAAUCUCUCAGAAACCUAUUUCAUUAUCAAAUUUCUAUCUAAAACACAACAACUUCAACGUUGUUCUUCAUUGAAGAGUUUCCUAUCAACAAUUCCAAUCCAAAGUUUCUAUCUUUGCAAAGAUGCAUAAGAUUCUUGUACUUUCUAUCUUUGUUCUCUGUGUGUCACAUUCUUAUUAUGUGGUACAAUCAUACAAUGCACCAUCUCCUUCCCCAACCCCAGCCACUAAACCACCGCCGUCUCCGUCCCAUUCUCCGGCCACUUCUCCGACGUCUUCUCCGGCGAGUCCUACGGCAUCCCCUUCAAAGUCUCCGACUGUUUCGCCGCCUACGGCUACUCCGCCGGCAGUUUCACCACCGGUGUCGACCCCUCCUGCGACUUCACCUUCAGUUUCGCCGGCAAAAUCUCCGGAGAGUCCUUUGCCGGCGCCUGUUUCACCGGCGGUCAGCCCGUCCGCUAAUGGGUCUUCACCAGUUUCGUCGCCGGCGAAUCCUCCCCCGGCGGUUGCAACUCCGGCUUCGUCUCCUGUGAGUACUCCGGCUUCGUCUCCGGUGUAUACUCCGGCAUCAAGUCCAGUCACUGCUCCUCCAGCGGAGGCUCCGGAGAUUGCUGCGACACCCGAGGCACCGGCUAAUAUUCCAUCGAGCUCAGCCACUCCGGCUGAGUCUCCGGCAAUAUUUCCGUCGACCAAGAGCUCGCCAAGCGCUGCUCCGGCGAAUCUGUCGCCGGAGACGGCGCAGGGACCUGCUGGUGAUGAUUCGGGUUCCAAGUCCAAGUACGAGGUUGGGAUCAUCUUGAGUGGGUUGUCUAUUUGGGCCGCUUUGGCUUUUUAAUUUUAUUUUAUGUUAAUUCUUCCUUGUAUAAUUUUCAUUCUAUGUCUAACGUUGUUAUUAGUAGAAUAUUCGUUUAUUAGUAGUGAUUUUUCUUUUAAUUUUUGUUAAAUAAUAAAUAUCUGUUUAUUAUUUGUGAAUUUUGAACUUCAUAUUGAAUUGCAUACCAAGAAGGGCUUUGAAUGUUAGAAUCCACUACCCUAUUAUGUUGUUGUUUGAGUUUAUGAUAAUUCCUUAAUUAGAUAGAA
Molecule: messenger RNA, 1101 nt
Organism: Ziziphus jujuba (common jujube)
Lineage: Eukaryota; Viridiplantae; Streptophyta; Magnoliopsida; Rosales; Rhamnaceae
Product: early nodulin-like protein 1
Exons: 1
Coding region: 146-856 (236 amino acids)
Source: RefSeq, a predicted model, not a curated record